AUGAAAGAACUUUCCCUCUUUCUGAUAUAUUUUAUAACUCUAAUUUUUGGAGAAGAAUCGGAUAAUUUCGAUGAUUCAAUCUGUGAUUCUGAAGAAUGUCAAAAACUAUCAAAAAGGUACUUGUUAAGCAUGAAUUCUGAAGCUGAUCCUUGUGAUGAUUUCUAUGAAUUUGCAUGUGGAAACUAUCCAAAACAUUUUAAAAUUCCAUCGAAAAGCAAAAAUACUCUGUUAGAUGAAAUGAAUAGAAAUAUAGACAUUUGGUGGGAAGAUCAUGUUGAAAAUUGGAACUUGGAAAAGCAACCAAGUUUUCUUAUGGAACUCGUGAAAAAUUACACAAAAUCAUGUUUGGAUGAAGGUCAAAAAACAUCUCUGAACCACAAUGACGUCAUCGAAUUAAUCAAUGCCCAUUUUGGUGGCUGGCAUCUUCUCGACAACACAACACAACACUAUGAUUGGGAAGUUCUGGCCGGAACGCAGUCACUUCAUGGUUUUCACACAUUUUUCCAACCGUACGUUCACAUGGAUUUUGAGAGCGGUGCACAAAAUAUUCUGGUGAUGACAACAAGUCAGAAAUAUGAGCAUAUUCCUGCAGAUGAGAAGAUGACUGAGAGAUUAAUGAAAUCGAAUUAUGUUCGAGAAGUUUUUGGGUUACUCGGUAUCCGAAACUAUGACCCCAAAAUUGUGACGGAUUUGGUGGAGUUUCAAGAAAAAGUUCCUAGUGUAAGUUAAUUUUCCGAGAGAAAUACACGAAAAAAUUUAUUUUUUCUCGCAAAAUAUGCAAUUUUUUCUUUCAGUGUCUUCUACGUUCAUCGGGGAAUUACACAUCCUACGGAGUUCGAUCAACAGUUAAAGAGUUCAAAAACCAACACGACAACAUCAAUUGGACAGCAUAUUUUACUCAGGAUUUGAGAGAUGCUAUGCCACAUUUGCUUACACCUCUAGAGAUGAUUAGAAAUGAGAAACCAGACUUUUUCAAUGCUCUCAAUGAUUUGCUCGGAAAUACAUCGAAGGAAACAAUCAAGAACUAUUUAUUUUUCGAUAUGGUAACAAACUUAUUUUCUCUCAUGUCCAAAAAAUAUCGAAAACCAUUUGAAACAUACGCGAGUCGUCCAUAUGUCUUUGACAAGCAGUACUGUGCUUUCGAAUCGAGUUUGAUGUUUCCAAUUAUAGCUGCCGGCGAGUAUGUGAAACUUCAUCACACUGAGAAUGCUACUAUGAAUGUGGAGAAUAUUUUGGCGAAUUUAAAAGAAGUUAUGAUUGAUGAGAUCAAUAAUUCGGAAUGGAUGGAUAGAAAAUCAAAGGAGAUUGCGGUUGAAAAAGUGGGAAAAAUGCGUAGGAAAAUUGGUCAUCCCAGUUGGUUCAAUGAUUUGAAUAUUGGAACGCCUUAUGGAAUUCUGGGCCAGCGAAUCGAAUUAAAUCCCGGCGAUUAUUUAAGAAAUCAUUUUAAGAUCAGAAAAAUUCUUCUAAUGUAAGUAAAAUUUUCAUUUUCAAAAAAUCUUUAUCUAUAAGGGAUGAGUUGGCACAACUUCAAUAUAGUUCAUGGUCUGAAUGGGGACAAUUUGUUACAACUACCAACGCUAUGUAUUCUCCAUUUCGAAAUGAGAUUGCUGUCACUGCUGCAAUUUUAUCCUUCCCAUUUCUCACUGAAAAUGCGCCUUUAUCUAUAAGUUAUGGAGGAAUUGGAGCAACUGUGGCACAUGAAAUGACACAUGGAUUCGAUGGUCAGGGACGAAAUUAUGAUGCUUAUGGAGAAAUUAUUGAUUGGAUGGAUGAUUUGACAAGAGAAACCUAUGAUAAUAAAACACGGUGUUUUAUUGAACAAUAUGAUUCGGAAGUUGAGAAAGUUACUAAUAUGAAAGUAGAUGGAGCACACACAGUCAAUGAAAACAUUGCAGAUAAUGGGGCGUUCAAAUUAGGUUGGCUAGCCUAUAAACUUCAAGCGCGGAAGAACUUGGAUGCUAGAAAAUUACCAAAGCUUGAAAAAUACACAAGUGAUCAAUUAUAUUUCAUUUCUUUAGCAAGUGUUAGUAAACUGCUUUUGAAAGAAAUUUUAUGAAAAUCUCGAUUUUUAAGGUUCAAUGUAUUCGUGCUAGCCCGCAAGAUCGAGAAUCGUUAUUGGAAGAUGUUCAUACAUUUGGUGCAACUCGACUAAAUGUUCCUCUUCGGAAUUUUCCGAAAUUUGGAGAAGUUUUCAAUUGUAAAAUUGGAUCAAGAAUGAUGCCAAAUAAAAAUGAAACGUGUCAAAUUUGGUGA
Caenorhabditis angaria is the source of this 2253-nucleotide messenger RNA. NCBI's taxonomy places the organism in Eukaryota, Metazoa, Nematoda, Chromadorea, Rhabditida, Rhabditidae. The record is from the annotation of a GenBank genome assembly.